Messenger RNA from Talpa occidentalis (Iberian mole), 903 nucleotides. RefSeq names its product cyclin-dependent kinase 4 inhibitor B-like. The coding region runs from base 452 to 868 and encodes 138 amino acids. Gene Ontology annotation, molecular function: protein kinase binding; cyclin-dependent protein serine/threonine kinase inhibitor activity. Gene Ontology annotation, cellular component: nucleus. Lineage: Eukaryota; Metazoa; Chordata; Mammalia; Eulipotyphla; Talpidae. Gene Ontology annotation, biological process: negative regulation of cell population proliferation; regulation of cyclin-dependent protein serine/threonine kinase activity. The transcript has 2 exons. The record is from RefSeq and is a predicted model, not a curated record.
CCUGCAACCAGGGGCGGUGCCUAAGGGGGUGGGGAGAGCUCAGCCGGACAGCCCAGCUGAAAACUGCUUCACUCCCGCCGACUCUCCACUCUCGAGAGCAGUAACUCUGCAGUGAGGACGCUGCAGGGAGCACUCUGCAGGGAGCACUCUGCAGCACCCGGCACUCUUCCGCGGGAGGAGCAGCGGCUGCACUGGGUUGCAACCCUACCCGGGAGCGAGCCGGCGCGUCCUCUGCUUCGCGCUGCCAGGAAAAGUCCAUUUUUACCACCAACUCUUGGGCCACCUCACCGGCCCUCCAGCCGCAGGAGAACCAAGAGGACCGGAGCGGAGCUGGGCUCUGAGCUCUCCCCGCUGAAGGGUGAGCGCCCCAUGCAAAGUGGGGAAAGAGGAUCUUGCAAAACACGGGGCCGAGGUGGAUUGUUCAGUCCAGUUUGCGUCUGGGGACUGCGGAAUGCGCGAGGAGAGCAAGGUCAUGCUCGCUGAUGGCGCCGGCGAUGGGGGCCUGUCCAGUGCCGCCGCGCGCGGGCAAGUGGAGACCGUGAGACAGCUCCUGGAAGCCGGUGCGGAUCCCAACCGAGUCAACCGUUUCGGGAGGCGCCCCAUACAGGUCAUGAUGAUGGGCAGCGUCCGCGUGGCCGAGCUGCUGCUGCUCCACGGUGCGGAUCCCAACUGCGCCGACCCGGCCACCCUCACCCGACCCGUGCACGACGCUGCCCGGGAGGGCUUCCUGGACACGCUGGUGGCGCUGCGCCAGGCGGGCGCGCGCCUGGAUGUGCGAGACGCCUGGGACCGCUUGCCGGUGGACCUGGCUGAGGAGCGUGGCCACCACGCCAUCGCCCGAUACCUGCAGGCAGCUACGGGAGACUGACCUUGGGUGUAAUCGCAGCCAAAGGACUUUUCUUU